AUGACCACAGAAAGCCCUACGGGACCAGCAUCCACUGGCAGGCCAACCGGCACCAUCCCAACCUUGACUACAAGUCCUACUGGAACCACAACUGAAUCUCCAAUAACUCCAACACCAACAACAGAAGAAACUGCCCCACCAACGGGAACCACAACUUCACUACCUACAAUAACCACAGAAAGCCCUACCGGAAAGUCAUCCACUGGCAGUCCAACUGGCAUGAUUCCUUCUCUCACAGGAAGUCCCACUGGAAUCAAAACGGCAUCUCCGAGUACUCCCUCACCAACAACUGGAGAAAACACCACACCACCUGGAACUGUAGUUACAAUUCCACCAACUGGAUCCACAGGAAGUCCUACAGAGGUAUCAUCAACUGGCAGCCCCACAGGAACAUUUCGUACCUUUACUACUGGUAGCCCAACUGAUUCCCCUGUUACUGGAACACCAACUGGUAGCAAUAUCCCAACAGCAUGGCCCACUGACAGCCCUUCCAUUUCUCCUACAGGAACAACUGCCACUAUUAUCCCAGCCACGGGUGCACCAACUAGAGUUGGUGAGACACUAACACCAACAGCAAGCACCACAACAGGAACACCCACUGGCACCCCAGGCACUGGCAGCCCAACAGGAGCGCCUGUUACCAGUUCGCCCACAACAACAACCACAGGGACUCCAUCUUCUGUCAAGAUCUGUUACCCAGAGGUUGUCCUGGAGGAAGAGACCUUUGAAACUUCUGACUCCUCUGAACCGUGGAGUGGUGGCAGCCUUUUUGACAGCGAGACUUCUGGUCAGUUCCUGGGACUCCUGGAUGAUGAGAAUCCACAGAUGUCAAACACCUACGAGAUCCCACUGUUCUCUGGACCAGAGCAAGAGGGCGCAAAGAGUGGCAUUCAAUGGACUCGAGUUACCCCUGAAGAGUCUAUCAGUGUUAAUGAUGGUCCCACUGAUGACACGAAGCACACCAUUUCUCUGACCAUCCCAUCUGAUUUGAUUGAGGAUGAUUCCCCCACCUCUCUAACGCUUGGAUUCCAGGUUGAUUCACCCAACCCCAAUUCAGAGGAGAGCUAUGGUGUUGAUGACUUGAAGAUCACAGCCUUGUACACAUGUGAGAAGACAGAAUCUCCUUCUGCUGUCACUACUGGUGCACCCACUUCUACUACCGGAACACCAACGGGCAGUCCUGUUAAUGUUGAACCUGGCCCCCCUCCAAAGACCUCCUCUCCCACUGGGAAAACAGUCAUUGCACCUUCUGCGAGUCCCUCGGAUGUGCCAUUAUCUAAGUAUUGUGAAAUAUCCAUUGAACCAGUUGCGGGAACAGAAACUUUUGAAAUUGUGCCGAUUGAAGUGGCAAGUACAGAUGGUGAAACUAUCAGUUUUGAUGUUUUUGAACUAUUGACAACUGAAGGAGAUGGAGAUUUGAGUUGGAUGGCUGCAGUGUACACUGCUGUUGACGAGACGGUUACAUGUGACGAACGUUUGCAGCCACAAUGGGGUAGUAAUGAUAUGAGCUAUUCAGCUCUUUGUGUUGAAGGAUAUGCUAAUGUCGAGCUGUAUUUCCAUGGUUUGUUGGACUCUGGAGAUCCUGAUUUGCUGCCAGAGGGAUGCGAAGGGCUUGAAGCUGUGGUAGAAAAAAGGACUGCAGCUUUUAUGGUGACGAUUCCUUGCGAUCCAAGCUGCUACAAGUCGGAGGCUCCCAACACAGUUGCUCCAAUUGAGACAGACCCAACUGCCAGUCCAGUAACACCCAGUCCAACAGAUGGCACACCAAGUGCACAACCCAGCUGGGUUGAAAAGGGCGAGGCAAUUGAAACGAAUUCUCCAUCAGCCAUGCCAUCAUGGAUCGAAAGAGGAGGUUCUCUGGAAACAAAUGUGCCCUCCUCGGGGCCUUCCACCUCUCCCACAACAAGAGAACCAACCACACCAGAGCCAAGUACAGCCACAACAGAAAUCCCAAGUUACAACCCGUCCUUGGUACCAACAACAACCUCUGCUAUUCCUACUACCAGCUCCGAACCAAGUGCCAGCAUGUCUGAUGAACCAUCCUCUGGGCCAUCAGAGACCCCAUCAUCUGGACCCACAGCAGUUGUGUCAGAAAAUCCCACAGUAAGUAUGCCCCCAACUGUAAGCAUGGAACCCACUUCAAGCACUGUUCCUUCUGCUGUUCCAAGUGUGGAUCCAACUGGCACCAGUAGUGCAAGUCCAACUGGAUCGCCUUCAGCAAGCCCCAGUGCGGCUCCAUCUGUCAAGGAAUGUUACGAUGAAGAGGUUGUUGUGGUGGACGAGAAUUUUGAGAGCUUUGAUUCCUCAGAAUCAUGGAACGGUGGCAGUCUCUUCAACAGCGAGACUGGUAGCCAGUUCUUGGGACUUCUUGGAACAGAGAAUCCAGAGAUCACCAAUACUUAUGAGAUCCCACUGUCUUCCCCUCCAGAACAAGACGGGGCCAAUAGUGUGACUGUGAGUUUCACUCUCUAUCAGCUUGAUUCCUCUGAUUCCUCCACCACUUUCUAUGCUGUCAUCAACGAUGAGCCCAUUGAGUUUGGAAACAUGGACCCUACAGGGUCACUUCCAGGCAGCAGCCAGAGCGGCAGCACUGACAGUGGCAUCAAAUGGACCCGAGUUACACCGGAAGAGUCCCUCAGUAUCAAUGAUGGAUCUGAGGACGACAAGAAGCACACAAUCACCUUGACAAUCCCAUCAAGUUUGAUUGAGGAUGACACACCCACUUCCUUGACAGUUGGCUUCCAGGUUGAUUCGACCAACCCAACUUCUGAGGAGAGCUAUGGAAUUGAUGACCUGACAAUUACAGCCGUCUACAUUUGUGGAACCGAAGCCCCCACAAGCGACCCAAGUGCUUCCCCCACGGUCGUUCCUUCCGACCGACCAUCUGGUUUGCCCUCCGCCAGCCCCAGUGCGGCUCCAUCUGUCAAGGAAUGUUACGAUGAAGAGGUGGUUGUGGUGGACGAGAGUUUUGAGAGCUCUGACUCCUCGGAAUCAUGGAACGGCGGCAGUCUCUUCAGCAGCGAGACUGGCGGUCAGUUCUUGGGACUUCUUGGAACGCAGAACCCAGAGAUGACCAAUACUUACGAGAUCCCAGUGUCUUCCCCCCCACAAGAAGACGGGGCCAACAAUGUGACUGUGAGUUUCACUCUGUACCAGCUUGAUUCCUCUGAUUCCUCCACCACUUUCUAUGCUGUCAUCAACGGCGAGCCCAUUGAGUUUGGAAGCAUGGACCCCACCGAGUCACUUCCAGGCAGCAGCGAGAGCGGCAGCACCGACAGUGGCAUCAAAUGGACCCGAGUUACGCCUGAAGAGUCCCUCAGUAUCAAUGAUGGAUCCGAGGACGACAAGAAGCACACUAUCACCCUGACAAUCCCAUCAAGUUUGAUCGAGGAUGACAAACCCACUUCCUUGACAGUUGGCUUCCAGGUUGAUUCGACCAACCCAACUUCUGAGGAGAGCUAUGGAAUUGAUGACCUGACAAUUACGGCCGUCUACAUUUGUGGAACCGAAGCCCCCACAAGCGACCCAAGUGCUUCCCCCACGGUCGUUCCUUCCGACCGACCAUCUGGUUUGCCCUCCGCCAGCCCUAGUGCAGUUCCUUCCAAGGAAUGUUAUGAUGAAGUUGUUCUAGAGGAGGAGGACUUUGAAAGUUCCGACUCCUCUGGAUCCUGGAAUGGAGGAAGUCUUUUCAAUAGUGUGACUUCCACUCAGAUCUUGGGUCUCCUUGGAACGCAGAACCCUGAGGUUACAAAUUCCUAUGAGAUCCCUGUGUCCUUUGGUGGGGAUGAAGUUGGUGCUUAUGCAGUAACUGUGAACUUUACCAUUUACCAACUGGAUUCAUCAGAUUCCUCGACAAAGUUCUAUGCUGUUAUUAAUGACGAGAACAUUGACUUUGGGAACAUGAAUCCAACAGAAUCACUUCCGGGUGGCAUGGAGAGCGGUAGCACAGAUAGUGGCAUUACAUGGACCCGUGUCACACCUGAAGAGUCCCUAAGCAUUAAUGAUGGGUCUGUGGAUGACAAGAAGCACACAAUUGCGUUGACAAUCCCAUCAAGUAUGAUUGAGGAGGAAGCUCCAACUUCGCUGGCACUUGGAUUUUUGGUUGAUUCACCCAAUCCAAACUCGGAAGAAACAUAUGGUGUUGAUGAUUUGACUAUCACAUCCUUUUAUACAUGUGUCAAGACCAGAACUGUUGAAAAGGAACCUACUGCAACUCCUUCGGUUGUGCCAAGCCCAAUCCCAAGCAAUACUCCAUCAUCAGUUCCCUCGGUUUCACCCUCUGGAAGCCCCAGCGCUGGACCAUCGGUGAGCCCCUCCCAAGAACCAACUGGAGGACCUACUAUUAGGCCAUCACAAAGCCCCUCCCAAGAACCAACUGGAGGACCUACUAUUAGGCCAUCAGAAAGCCCCUCCCAACAACCAACUGGAGGACCUACUAUUAGGCCAUCACAAAGCCCCUCUGGUCAACCAACUGGAGGGCCCACCCUCAGGCCGUCAGAAAGCCCCUCUGGACAACCAACUGGAGGACCCACUCCAAGUCCUUCGGAAUCACCCUCCGGAGUACCAUCUGAGAGCCCCUCAGGUCAACCCACUGAAGGACCAACUCCCAGUCCGUCAGCGUCACCUUCCGAAGUUCCAUCGGAAAGCCCCUCUAGUCAACCAACUGGAGGGCCCACCCUCAGGCCGUCAGAAAGCCCCUCUGGACAACCAACUGGAGGACCCACCCCAAGACCUUCGGAAUCACCCUCCGGAGUACCAUCUGAGAGCCCCUCAGGUCAACCCACUGGAGGACCAACUCCCGGUCCUGUCACCUUCUGA
Seminavis robusta is the source of this 4818-nucleotide messenger RNA. Lineage: Eukaryota; Bacillariophyta; Bacillariophyceae; Naviculales; Naviculaceae. The record is from the annotation of a GenBank genome assembly.